Molecule: messenger RNA, 5238 nt
Organism: Heterotrigona itama
Lineage: Eukaryota; Metazoa; Arthropoda; Insecta; Hymenoptera; Apidae
Source: the annotation of a GenBank genome assembly
AUGAAACAUCUUGGCAGCGGGGCGGACUCUCGUGGUGUUGAGGUGUCGAGGCAGAAGUAUUUCCUGGAAGUAUUUUUAAGCAUCGAUUUCCUGCGCGUACGUACGCGCUCCGCAUUUACGUAGACGUUGCUAUUCCCGGCUGGGUUUCAUUUGGUUAUGAAGUUACGAGCGCGAUGGCUAAAAUUUGAUUCUUUGUUGUGGCAUGCUCCAGAGAUAAUACGCGUACCUCUCUACGCGAGGAAAUCCUCGUGCUUUAAUUUAAACUUGAAGCUGCAGCAUUAAAUAGUACUAGUAAGAAGAUCGUUUAAAUAACAACAUUCACAGAUGUAUCUAUAUUUAAUUUCGAUGGAUUAUAUUAUUUUUAACUUGGAACUUUGUUGACAAUAUCGAAUGAACUGCGGAUAUUUAUGCACGUAAAAAUAUACAUGCGAGAAACGUGUGCGCAAAGAAAUGCGUAAAAAAAUAUCGAUCAAUGUGGUCAGAUGUGGCCGUAAACAACGUCGCGCUUUUACUUAUUUUCAUUUUCGAGAAUAUUAUCCUCUUGAUGAAACGUUCUUUCCACUCUUCGAAACAUUCCCGAAGUAAAAUGAAAAGUACCGGAGAUACUAAUUCUAAACGUUCACGUGUGUGUGUGUGUGUCGUGUAAAUAUGAAUAAAGUUUAUGUCUGUUGCAGGAACAAAGAAGCUUGAAAGCUGGCGACCUAUCGCAUCAGGAAAGCAACAACAUGGCCGCGUCCACGAUGAAGCUGCAGAGCGACUCCUUUAGCUCGGAGAAAAAGACCAUGGCAGCGCAACAACAAAGACAAACAGUUACGUCGACGGGUAUCUUCAACCAUGAGAAGCACAUCUCCACAGCUAGUUCACAAUCGAGCAUCACAGUCGCCAAAGGGAUCACCUCGAAAUCAUCGAUGAUCAGCGCAGCGAGUGCUGUGAAUCAAUUGAUGAAUGGCAUGAGACCGGCCGAAGAUGAACUCCUCUCCUUGCCUCUCGACGAUCUGGACCUUCUGUGCGCAAAGUCGAAUCCCCAGGACGUCGAUCGUGCCAUCGCCAAAUACUCUAAUUUCCUAGAUAGUUUCGUGGAACGUCUGAAAGCGAACGAUUACAAAAAUGGCAAGGCGCCGUUGUUGUUAAACAGAGUGAACGAAAUAAUCAGAAAAGCGUGGGCAGUGCCCACUCAUGGUCAUGAAUUAGGGUACAGCCUGUGCAACACCCUUCGAACAAGAGGCGGUCUUGAUUUAUUAAUGUCCAACUGCGUGGCCAGCGACAAAGAACUGCAGUUUUCCUCGGCCAGAUUGCUGGAACAGUGUUUAACCACGGAGAACAGGGCACACGUGGUGGAACACGGUUUGGAGAAAGUUGUGAACGUUGCCUGUGUAUGCACAAAGAAUGCUAACUCAGUCGACCACUCCAGAGUUGGCACCGGGAUCUUGGAACAUCUGUUCAAGCACAGCGAGGGGACUUGCAGCGACGUGAUCAGGCUAGGCGGUUUAGAUGCUGUCCUAUUUGAAUGCAGAAAGAAUGACGUUGAAACGUUAAGACACUGUGCCGGCGCCUUAGCCAAUCUGUCUCUGUAUGGUGGUGCAGAGAAUCAGGAAGCAAUGAUCAAGAGGAAAGUGCCUAUGUGGCUGUUCCCAUUAGCUUUCCACAAUGAUGAUAACAUUAAGUACUACGCCUGCCUGGCAAUCGCUGUAUUAGUAGCCAAUAAGGAAAUAGAAGCAGCAGUGUUGAAGUCUGGUACGCUGGAUUUGGUCGAACCAUUUGUGACCUCGCACAAUCCUUAUGAAUUCGCCAAGUCGAACCUAGCUCAUGCACAUGGUCAGAGUAAAAAUUGGCUCGAGAGGUUGGUGCCAGUAUUAAGCUCAAAGAGAGAGGAAGCCAGGAACUUGGCGGCUUUCCAUUUUUGUAUGGAGGCUGGUAUCAAGAAACAGCAGGGCAACACUGAGAUCUUCCGUGCGAUAGGGGCCAUCGAACCGUUAAAGAAGGUAGCUAGUUGCCCAAACGCGAUUGCAUCUAAGUACGCGGCGCAAGCGUUGCGAUUAAUCGGAGAGGAGAUACCUCAUAAACUCAGCCAACAGGUGCCACUCUGGUCUACAGAGGAUGUCAGGGAGUGGGUGAAGCAAAUUGGAUUCGCGGAAUGCGCGCAGAAUUUCGUGGAAAGUAGGGUAGACGGUGAUCUGUUGUUACAACUAACGGAAGAGAAUCUCAAGGAAGAUAUUGGUCUGACAAACGGUAUCAGACGGCGAAGAUUUACUAGAGAAUUGCAGAACUUGAAGAAAAUGGCUGACUAUAGUAGUAGAGACACGGGGAACUUGAAUAGCUUUUUGCAAUCUAUCGGCCAGGAGUUCUCAAUCUACACGUACAGUAUGCUCAACGCUGGCGUUGACAAAGACUCUAUCAGAAAUCUAUCUGAGGACCAACUAUUGACAGAGUGUGGUAUCGCGAAUAGCAUCCAUAGGCUGAGGAUAUUGGACGCUAUUAAGAACAUGCAGCACAAUCAGUUGGGCUCUUCGGAGGAUGAGUCACCAGACAAAUCCUUGGAUGUAUUUGUUAGUUACAGAAGAUCAAAUGGAUCCCAAUUGGCCAGUCUGUUAAAAGUCCAUUUACAAUUAAGAGGUUUUUCUGUAUUUAUUGACGUCGAGAGGUUAGAAGCUGGUAAAUUUGACAAUAAUCUGCUGCAAAGCAUCAGACAGGCAAAACACUUCCUCCUUGUGCUAACGCCCAAGGCUUUGGAAAGGUGUAUACAAGACAGUGAGUGCAAAGACUGGGUUCAUAGGGAGAUUGUAGCAGCUCUACAGUCGCAGUGUAAUAUAAUUCCCAUCAUAGACAAUUUUCAGUGGCCAGAACCUGAAGAACUUCCCGAAGACAUGCGAGCAGUUUGCCAUUUCAAUGGCGUACGAUGGAUCCACGAUUACCAAGACGCCUGCGUAGACAAACUAGAAAGGUUUAUGCGAGGUGAAAUACCAGUCAGAUCAGACCUUCCAAGAAGCAUCGCGCCCAAGGACGUGACGCAACCAAACACACCGAGUAAUACGAAUAUUCGACAACCACCGAGUUACCAGCGCAUGCACAGCAAUGAAAGUAGAGGCAGCUUAGAAAAUCGUCAAGUCCGUCCCGUUGGUUAAUGGGUUUACCGCCUACGUCUCCGCGAUUGAAGUUCACCCAUACACAGUCUGGAGAAAGUCCAAUACCACGAAGACCUCCACGACAUCCUCCUUCUCCAUCCAGCAGAUCUCGUUCGUUGGAACUGCUCGAUCAAGAUGAAAAGAAGUCGAUCUCUCCUGUUAAAGAACCAGAAGUACAGACGAGACCAAGGUCGAGAAGCUUAGAUGGUUUAUUAGAUGAAGAUGGUAUAGUGCCAGAAAUGAAGACUGAAGAAUCACUGAAGCCGGACAACGAGAGUAAAAUUGACUGCAGGAUGUUCCUGGAAGCUUUAGAUAGACUUUCCGACACUAAAGUAAAGGACAGCCUUUCUCAAAUUGCACCUGAAAAGGCAGAGAACAACGUAGAAGAAGAAUCGAUUGUUAAACUUCAUUCUGACAAGUCUGACCAUCGAAAGGCAAAAUCGAACGAGAAUCAAAGUCCAAUACCAGUUCCUAGACAGCGGUUAAAAACAGCUGCAGAAACAAAAUCGGAGCCGGUUGAUAUUGUAGAGCGAGAAGAGGUGCAAAAAUCGUCGAGCCUCGAGAUGAAGAACAGCGACAAAGGGGAACAAAAUUUACCAACUCGACCGCCCAAACCAAAUCGAUUCGUAAGUGUAGAUACAGCGUUGUCAUCUGUGAUUCCGAGCCUAGAAGACGAGAAGAACUCCCAGGCUAGUUCAGAGAAUAUUGAUCCUUGUGAUAGUAACACAGAAUUAAAGGAACGAUUGGUGGUAACGGGAAACGACAAGUUGACACUGCUCAAAGCAAAGAGUUGUGGCGCGGGGUUAGAUUCUGACGAAAGCAUUUCGUCAAACGAAUACAAGUCACGAGAGCAGGGUUCCUUGCUCUCGCUUCCAACAGGAGCCGAGCCGAAACGAAAAAAGAACUUUAUGGAUAAAUGUGUGAACAAGAUGCGAUCUUUCAUGAGGAAAUGACUUUUGUCAAAUUACAAUGGUACGCGUAAAGACUUGUUAUUUAAUUUUACAACAAUUAAUUGUAAUAUAUAAACAUAUUAAUGAUCGAGCUUGAUGAUUCUAGCUGCACGACGUUUCACUAUCAAAUGUCAUAUGUAUUUGCUCGUUUAAACUGUUUUCCUAUUCUGUAUUACAGACUCGCCCUCGGUAUUUCAGUAUUUCCUUUCCUUAUCUUUUUUUUUAUCUCACAAUGAUGUAUUGUGUAACGGAUGUAUAUAUUUAGGAUGUUGGUAAGAAAGAUGGAAAAAAGAAAAAAAAUUAUGUAAAGUUCUUCGGAAGUCAAAUCAUUACUAGCAUAAAUGUAUACGAGUACAUACGAUACUUAAAAAAUGUACAGCGAACAAAGGAAUGAUCAUGGAGCGUCAUCAUGGUAAAGUUACGAAUUAUUGUAGCUUUGCCUUUGUACAAUGACAGGCAGCAUAAAAACGUAAUUAAUGUUGUGCCUAUUACAAAGUGUCUUCUUAGAUAUUCAAGAUUAAGAGAUGUGAAAUUUCUCUCAAAUAUACAAACACACACAAAAAUAUAAAGGAGUAGCCUGUCCUUACAGGUGGCUCUUAUAUUUCCUUAUCAAAUUGUAUUAUAGAUAUACAUAUAUUAUAAAUGCGUAAAUAGGUAGUAUUGUUAUUUGUAAUGCUAUAUUUUUUAGUCGGUCUUUUUUAGUACACCGUAAUAUAAUGUUCCACUUGUAACACGUGUACACGUGUUGCGAGUAACGGCAGCUAACCCGUACGAAGUAACAGAAGAAAUUUUAACGUAACAACCGGUUAUAUUAUAUUUUAUUGUUUAAUAAGCGUUUUUACUGUAUCAUGUUUAACUAAUAUUAUCUUACAUACGCAGAAAGUUCGAACAAAAUCCGUACCGAAGUGAGCCUUACGAAGCUUCGAUAUGCACUAUUCUAAGAUCCUGCCUAAGAAUCGAGAAAUGUAUAUUUUACCAAAGUUUCGUAAAGUAAACGUAAGAGUUUUAUCAAAAGUUCUGUUUUCCAUGUAAUAAAUUUUAUUGAAGAAAUUAUUACAAGUAUAAUUUUUUUUAUCAGUGAUACAUUCUAUAGUGAAGUAAUUAUUCAAUGAUGUAUUAUUAGUAUAUGUACAAUUAAUAUGUAUAUUAUUAUUAUUAUUAUUAUU